GCGGGGCGAGCUGCACGGACGGCCGCACCGGCGGCCGCGGGCCCAGGUGAGAGGCGUUCGGGCCAACAGCCCCUCCCUGGCAGCAUCUCCCCACCUGCCCGAGCAUCCUUCCCCGGCGCGCGGUGGGCAUGGCCUGAACCCCGGGGGUCUCCCUGGCUGUGGGGGAGGUGAGGAGUCUAGGGCAAAACAAGCCCCCCCCCCCAACCCAGUGCAGCCUCCACUCCAUGCGUGGGUCCUACCAUCAGGCCUUGGCCUUCGCAGGCCCCCCUCCUUGGGCACCGUGACUGGACUGCGGGGAAAGACAGGCUCGGCCGGCCUGCGAAGGGUUAAAGCUUCUGAUCCCGCCCCCAGCCCCGCGCCCCGCCAGCCCUUGCUGGGGCUGUGGGACUCGUCUCCCCACCUUCUCCACCGCCCUCUCCAGCCUGCCUUUCCCAUUCAAUCACGUAAUGGCCUGGGCUGCUCCCUGGCCUGAGGGAAUGCUCAUGAAACCCAUCCCCAAGUGCCCUCCAUUGAUGAGACAGUCGUGAUCACUGUUUAACAGGAAGGAAACUGAGGCACAGAGAAGCCACGUUAAAGAUACCAGGUUAAAGACACAGCAAGAAGAAAACAAGAUUGAACUCGUUUUUGUGUGACCUCAGACCAGACACGGAACGUGUACUGAGGGCUUGCUGUGUAUCAGAUACCACUAUUACCAGCAUUAUGAGCUCACUUAAUCGUCAAAUGCCCCGGGGAAAUGGGUACCAUUAUUAUCCCCAUUUUACAGAUAAACAAACUGAGGCCCAGAAAGGGGAAGUGACUUGGCCAAGGUCACACAGCAGGUAGGUACCAAGUGCCCACUUUACAGCUUUCCAUGGAAGAAGGGAAGAAUAAGAAUGGAUUUUGCUGUGUCCUCCAAAAGGCAGAGUCUCCACCCCAUUGACCAAGACCCACACACUGCCCUCCUAGAGUCUAAUGGGUUGGCAAGUGUCUAGGCCUUUUGAGAAGGAGUGACAUUGAUCUCCCCUCAAUUCCUUCUUUUCUUAGUCUUAGAAUCAGGUGUGGGGUGGCUGGGAGAGUGGAGGAGAUGUAUCUGACAUCACCUAUCCCUUUAAGUUUCAUAUUUACUAUCUAGUAGGGCUCUAGAGCAGCCCCUCGGUGACUCGAAUGAUUAAGCGGUCCACCACGACUGAAUGGUUGGUGGUUGGAACCCGCCCAGAGGUGCCUGGGCAGAAAGAUCUGGCAAUCUGCUUCCGAAAGGACACAGUCAUGAAAACCUCAUGGAAUGCAGUACUACUCUAUGCACACGGGGCCCGCCAUGAGUUAGUCAAUUUGACGGCAGUGGGUUUAGCGUUCUGGAGCAUAGCUCUGGAGUCAGAUGAUAUGGCAGUCAGCUGUUGCCACAAUAAUGCUGCAUAACAAACCGUCCCCAAUCUUAGUGCUUUAAAACACUAAACAUUUAGUUAGCCCUUGGGUCUGAGGUUUUGGCUGGGCUCAGCCCGGCAGUUCUUCUGGUCUCCUGUGAGCUUAUUCACAUCUGGGGAGCGAGGUGGUAGCUGUUGGCUGCUCUGUCUGGCCUUGGCUGCAGUGACUGGGGCCUUGGCCUUGGACUAGCCCAAACAUGUUUUUUUCUCAGCCACAGUUGAGCCCAGGCAGAAAGAUGCAAGGUGUCUUGAGUCCUGAGCUCAGACCCGCCAUACCAUCACUUCUACCUGAUUCUAUUGGCCAAAGCAAGUCAUAUGACAAAGCCCAGUGGCAAGAGGUGGGACACGUCCCCCCACUCUUCCACCCCUUUCACCCCCACAAUAGAAGAACACUGGAGAGUUACAUGGCAAAAGGUAUGGCUACAAAACAAAAACCCGUUGCCAUGGAGUCGAUUCUGACUCAUGGUGACCCUAUAGGACAGUAGAACUGCCCCAUAGGGUUUCCAAGGCUGUAAUCUUUAUGGAAGCAGACUGCUACAUCUUUCUCCCACAGAGUAGCUGAUGGGUUUGAAUCACCAAUGUUUGGUUAGCAGCCCAGUGCUUAACUACUGUGCCACCAGGACUCCUUAAGGGCGUGGCUACCAGGAUGAAGAAUUCGGCUGUUAAUGCAAUCAUUCUAUCACAGCGCCUGGCGUUUGAAUCCUAAUUUCAUGACUUACUAGCUGUGUAACCUUAGGUAAGUGAAUUAACCCCUCUGUGCCUCAGCUUCCUUUACUGUAAAAUGGGCCUAAUAAUAGCCUAUACUUCGGGAAUUAAAUUUGUGGGAAUUGAGAUAAUGCAUAGAAAGUGCUUAGCACAGAGCAUAUCCUCAAUAAAUGCAUUAUAGUUCUAUCAACAACAAUAUUAUUGUUCUAAUAAUAGAAAAAUAUUGUUCUAAUAAUAAUAACAGUGACAAUUUGCCAAGCCUCUAACCAAAAGGUCAGCAGUUCGAAUCCACCAGCCACUCCUUGGAAACUCUGUGGGGCAGUUCUACUCUGUCCUAUGGGAUCACUAGGAGUCAGAAUGGACUUGACAGCAGCAGGUUUGGUUUGGUUUUGGUUCUGCCUUAUGCCAGGAGCCAAGCUGGAUACUUUACCACAGCCCUGUGAACUGGUCAGGGUGAACACUUUAAAGACAGGAAAACUGAAGCCCAGACAGUCAUUGUCAGAAGGAGGGCCUCUGAGCUUGGGCCUCAUUUCAAGCCGUAAUCUACUUCUCUCCAUCCUAGGCCUCACCUUCCCUGAUGGCACAGGUACCAGGGGAAGUGGACAACAUGGAGGGCCUGCCAGCCCCUAACAACAACAACCUUACAGCCCGCUGGGACAGUCCGGAUCGGGGCUGGGAGCGGGAGCUGCCGGCUGCCUCCACCACAGCUGCCUCACUCUUUGAGUGCUCCCGAAUCAAGGCCUUGGCAGAUGAGCGGGAGGCGGUGCAGAAGAAAACCUUCACCAAGUGGGUGAACUCUCAUCUCGCCCGUGUGGGCUGUCACAUCGGGGACCUCUAUGCGGACCUCCGGGACGGUUUCGUGCUCACCCGGCUCCUGGAAGUGCUGUCUGGGGAGCAGCUGCCCAGGCCCACGCGCGGCCGCAUGCGGAUCCACUCGCUGGAGAACGUGGACAAGGCGCUGCAGUUCCUGAAGGAGCAGCGCGUGCACCUGGAGAACGUGGGCUCUCACGACAUCGUGGACGGGAACCACCGCCUGACCCUGGGGCUGGUCUGGACCAUCAUCCUGCGCUUCCAGAUUCAAGUCAUCAAAAUUGAGACCGAGGACAACAGAGAGACGCGCUCAGCCAAGGAUGCGCUGCUUCUGUGGUGUCAGAUGAAGACAGCGGGUUACCCUGAGGUAAACAUCCAGAAUUUCACCACCAGCUGGCGGGACGGCUUGGCCUUCAAUGCCCUCAUUCACCGGCACAGGCCUGAUCUCGUGGACUUCAGCAAACUCAUCAAGUCCAACGCCAACUACAACCUGCAGAGAGCCUUCCGCACGGCUGAGCAACAUCUAGGGCUGGCACGUCUGCUGGACCCGGAGGAUGUGAACAUGGAGGCCCCAGAUGAGAAGUCCAUCAUCACCUACGUGGUCUCCUUCUACCACUAUUUCUCCAAGAUGAAGGCUCUGGCUGUGGAGGGGAAGCGGAUUGGGAAGGUCCUGGACCAAGUGCUGGAGGUGGGGAAGAUCAUUGAGCGCUAUGAGGAGCUGGCAGCCGAGCUGCUGGCCUGGAUCCACCGGACCGUGGGCCUCAUCAGCAACCAGAAGUUUGCCAACUCGUUGAGUGGGGUGCAGCAGCAGCUUCAGUCAUUCACGGCCUAUUGCACGCUGGAGAAGCCCGUCAAGUUUCAGGAGAAGGGGAACCUGGAGGUGCUGCUCUUCAGCAUCCAGAGCAAACUGCGUGCCUGCAACCGCCGCCUCUUUGUGCCCCGGGAGGGCUGUGGCAUCUGGGAUAUCGACAAGGCAUGGGGCGAGCUGGAGAAGGCCGAGCAUGAGCGGGAGGCUGCCCUACGGGCUGAGCUGAUCCGGCAGGAGAAGCUGGAGCUACUGGCCCAGAGGUUUGACCACAAGGUGGCCAUGAGGGAGAGCUGGCUGAAGGAGAACCAGCGCCUGGUCUCCCAGGACAACUUUGGGUAUGAGUUGCCAGCAGUGGAGGCGGCCAUGAAGAAGCACGAAGCAAUCGAGGCAGACAUUGCAGCCUAUGAGGAGCGGGUGCAGGGCGUGGCGGAGCUAGCCCAGGCCUUGGCGGCUGAAGGCUACUAUGACGCCCGGCGGGUGGCGGCCCAGCGUGACAGCGUCCUGCGCCAGUGGGCCCUGCUGACUGGGCUGGUAGGUGCCCGGCGGACACGGCUCGAGCAGAACCUGGCCCUGCAGAAAGUCUUCCAGGAGAUGGUGUACAUGGUGGACUGGAUGGAAGAGAUGCAGGCUCAGCUGCUGUCCCAAGACUGUGGGCAGCACCUGGUGGAGGCGGAGGACUUGCUGCAGAAGCAUGGACUGCUGGAGGGGGACAUCACAGCCCAGAGCGAGCGGGUGGAGGCCCUCAAUGCUGCUGCCCUUCGUUUCUCCCAGCUGCAGGGCUACCAACCCUGCGACCCUCAGGUCAUCUGCAACCGGGUGAACCACGUUCACGGCUGUCUGGCGGAGCUUCAGGAGCAGGCGGCGCGGCGGCGCGCGGAGCUGGAGGCGUCUCGGAGCCUUUGGGCACUCCUGCAGGAGCUGGAGGAGGCCGAGAGUUGGGCACGCGACAAAGAGCGCCUCCUGGAGGCCGCCAGUGGCGGCGGCACGGCGGGCACAGUGGGCACAGCUGGCACCGCGGGCGGCGCACACGACCUGCCCAGCACCGCUCGUCUGCUGGCUCAGCACAAGAUCCUGCAGGGCGAGCUGGGUGGGCGGCGGACACUGCUGCAGCAGGCGCUGCGGCGCGGUGAGGAGCUGGCUGCGGCCGGCGGCGCCGUCGGCCCGGGCGCGGAGACAGUGCACCUGGUGGGCCUGGCGGAGCGAGCGGCGAGCGCGCGGCGUCGCUGGCAGCGGCUGGAAGAGGCGGCGGCGCGGCGUGAGAGGCGGCUGCAGGAGGCGCGGGCACUGCACCAAUUCGGCGCUGACCUCGACGGGCUCCUGGACUGGCUUCGCGACGCCUACCGCUUGGCGGUCGCCGGCGACUUCGGUCACGACGAAGCGUCCAGCCGCCGCCUGGCCCGCCAGCAUCGCGCGCUCACCGAGGAGGUGGAGGCGCAUCGCGGGUCCGUGGGCGGCCUGCGGCGCCAGCUGGCAACACUGGGGGGCGCCAGUGGCGCCGGACCUCUGGUGGUGGCGCUGCAGGUGCGCGUGGUGGAGGCCGAGCAGUUGUUCGCCGAGGUGACCGAAGUGGCCGCGCUGCGGCGCCAGUGGCUGCGCGAUGCCCUCGCUGUCUACCGCAUGUUCGGCGAGGUGCACGCCUGUGAGCUGUGGAUCGGCGAGAAGGAGCAGUGGCUGCUCGCCAUGCGCGUGCCCGAUUCACUCGACGACGUCGAGGUGGUGCAGCACCGCUUCGAGAGCCUGGACCAGGAGAUGAACAGUCUGAUGGGCCGUGUCCUGGAUGUGAACCACACGGUCCAGAAGCUGGUGGAAGGAGGCCACCCCAGCUCAGACGAGGUGCGCUCCUGCCAAGACCACCUCAAUAGCAGGUGGAACCGCAUCGUGGAAUUGGUGGAACAGCGCAAAGAGGAGGUUAGCGCGGUGCUGCUGGUGGAGAACCACGUACUGGAGGUGGCUGAGGUGCGCACCCAGGUGCGCGAGAAGCGGCGGGCGGUAGAGAGCGCGCCCCGAGCCGGCGGCGCCCUACAGUGGCGCCUCAGCGGCCUGGAGGCGGCUCUGCAAGCGCUGGAGCCAAGACAGGCGGCUCUCCUGGAGGAAGCGGCCCUACUGGCCGCGCGCUUUCCCGCGCAGGAGGCGCGGCUAAGCCAGGGCGCAGAAGAGCUGGGCGCCGAGUGGGGCGCGCUGGAAAGCGCGGCUCAGGCCUGCGGCGAGGCGGUGGCGGCGGCCGGGCGCCUGCAGCGUUUCCUGCACGACCUGGACGCUUUCCUGGACUGGCUGGUGCGAGCCCAGGAGGCGGCGGGAGGCGACGAGGGGCCCUUGCCUGGCAGCCUGGAAGAGGCGGAUGCGCUGUUGACGCGCCACGCCGCUCUCAAGGAGGAGGUGGACCAGCGAGAGGAGGACUAUGCGCGCAUCGUGGCAGCCAGUGAGGCGAUGCUGGCGGGGGACGGCGCCGAGCUCGGCCCGGGCCUGGCGCUCGACGAGUGGCUGCCGCACCUGGAGCUCGGCUGGCACAAGCUGCUGGGCCUGUGGGAGGCGCGCAGGGAGGCGCUGGUCCAGGCGCACGUCUACCAGCUCUUCCUGCGGGAUCUGCGCCAGGCGCUCGCGGUGCUUCGCAACCAGGAGAUGGCACUGUCGGGUCCCGAGCUCCCGGGCACAGUGGAGUCCGUGGAAGAGGCGUUGAAAAGGCACCGGGAUUUUCUCACCACGAUGGAGCUGAACCAGCAAAAGAUGCAGGUGGCCGUGCAGGCUGCCGAGGGCCUGCUGAGGCAGGGCAACGCCUACGGAGAGCAGGCCCAGGAGGCCGUGGUGCGGCUGCUGGAGAAGAGCCAAGAAAACCAACUACGGGCUCAGCAAUGGAUGCAGAAGCUACACGACCAACUUGAGCUGCAGCACUUCCUCCGGGUCUGCCACGAGCUGGAUGGCUGGAUCCAUGAGAAGAUGCUGAUGGCACGGGAUGGCACGAGGGAAGACAGCCAUAAGCUGCAUAAGAGAUGGCUCCGGCACCAGGCGUUCAUGGCUGAGCUGGCUCAGAAUAAAGAGUGGCUGGAGAAGAUUGAGAGGGAGGGCCAGCAACUGAUCCAAGAGAAGCCCGAGCUGGCAGCCUCAGUGCGGAAGAAGCUGGGUGAGAUCCGGCAGUGCUGGGCGGAGCUGGAAAGCACCACCCAGGCCAAGGCUCGGCAACUCUUUGAGGCCAGCAAGGCUGAUCAGCUGGUGCAGAGCUUCGCUGAGCUGGACAAGAAGCUCCUUCACAUGGAAAGCCAGCUGCAAGAUGUGGACCCAGGUGGGGACCUGGCCACCGUCAACAGCCAGCUCAAGAAGUUGCAGUCGAUGGAGUCACAGGUGGAGGAGUGGUACCGCGAGGUGGGAGAGUUGCAGGCGCAGACCGCUGCGCUGCCGCUGGAGCCGGCGAGCAAGGAGCUGGUAGGCGAGCGGCAGAACGCGGUGGGCGAGCGCCUGGUGCGCCUGCUCGAGCCGCUGCAGGAGCGCCGCCGCCUGCUGCUCGCCUCCAAGGAGCUGCACCAGGUGGCGCACGACCUGGACGACGAACUAGCCUGGGUCCAGGAGCGGCUGCCACUGGCCAUGCAGACAGAGCGAGGCAACGGCUUGCAGGCUGUGCAGCAGCACAUGAAAAAGAACCAGGGCCUGCGGCGGGAGAUCCAGGCUCACGGGCCGCGCCUGGAGGAGGUGCUGGAGCGCGCGGGCGCCCUGGCAUCGCUGCGCAGCCCGGAGGCAGAGGCCGUGCGCAGCGGCCUGGAGCAGCUGCGGGGCGCCUGGGUCGGCCUGCGGGAGGCGACCGAGCGGCGUCAGCAGGCACUGGACGCCGCCUUCCAGGUGGAACAAUACUACUUCGACAUGGCCGAGGUGGAGGCGUGGCUAGGCGAGCAGGAGCUGCUCAUGAUGAGUGAGGACAAGGGCAAGGACGAACAAAGCACCCUGCAGCUGCUCAAGAAGCACCUGCAGCUGGAGCAGGGCGUGGAGAACUACGAGGAAAGCAUCGCGCAGCUGUCGCGCCAGUGCCGGGCGCUGCUGGAGAUGGGACACCCGGACAGUGAGCAGAUCAGCCGGCGACAGUCUCAGGUGGACCGCCUGUAUGUGGCGCUCAAGGAGCUGGGUGAGGAGCGCCGCGUGGGCCUGGAGCAGCAGUACUGGCUGUACCAGCUCAGCCGCCAGGUGGAUGAGCUGGAGCAUUGGAUCGCUGAGAAGGAGGUGGUGGCCGGCUCACCCGAGCUCGGCCAGGACUUUGAGCAUGUCACGGUGCUGCAGGAGAAGUUCUCCGAGUUUGCCAGCGAGACAGGCACGGCAGGGCGGGAACGGCUGGCCGCAGUGAACCAGAUGGUGGAUGAGCUGAUCGAGUGUGGCCACACCGCGGCGGCCACCAUGGCUGAGUGGAAGGACGGGCUGAACGAGGCCUGGGCCGAGCUGCUGGAGCUCAUGGGCACGCGGGCCCAGCUGUUGGCUGCCUCCCGAGAGCUGCAUAAGUUCUUCAGCGACGCCCGUGAGCUUCAGGGACAGAUAGAGGAGAAGCGGAGGCGACUGCCCCGCCUGACCGCCCCACCUGAGCCGAGACCCAGCGCCAGCUCCAUGCAGCGGACCCUGCGCGCCUUUGAGCACGACCUGCAGCUCCUUGUGUCCCAGGUGCGGCAGCUGCAGGAGGGGGCAGCCCAGCUCCGGACGGUGUAUGCAGGCGAGCACGCCGAGGCCAUCGCCAGCCAGGAGCAGGAGGUGCUGCAGGGCUGGAAGGAGCUGCUGGCAGCCUGCGAGGACGCCCGCCUGCACGUCAGCUCCACGGCCGAUGCCCUGCGCUUCCACAGCCAAGCCCGCGACCUGCUCUCCUGGAUGGACGGCAUCGCCGGCCAGAUUGGGGCAGCCGACAAGCCCAGGGACGUGUCAUCGGUGGAGCUGCUCAUGAACUAUCACCAGGGCCUGAAGACCGAGCUGGAGGCUCGGGUGCCGGAGCUGACUGCGUGCCAGGAGCUGGGGCGCUCUCUGCUGCUCAACAACAGUGCCAUGGCUGAUGAGAUCCAGGCACAGCUAGACAAGCUGGGAACCAGGAAGGACGAGGUGUCAGACAAAUGGGACCGCCAUUGGGAGUGGCUGCAGCAGAUGCUGGAGGUGCACCAGUUCGCCCAGGAGGCGGUGGUGGCCGAUGCCUGGCUGACAGCCCAAGAGCCGCUCCUGCAGAGCCGCGAGCUGGGCAGCAGCGUGGACGAGGUCGAGCAGCUUAUCCGGCGGCACGAGGCCUUCCGCAAGGCAGCCGCUGCCUGGGAAGAGAGGUUCAGCUCCCUGCGGCGCCUGACCACGAUCGAGAAACUCAAGGCUGAGCAGAGCAAGCAGCCACCCACGCCCCUACUGGGGCGCAAGUUCUUCGGGGACCCCAUGGAACUGGCGGCCAAGGCGGCGCCCCUGCUGCGGCCCUCAGGCCUGGAGCCCCUGGCCCGCCGGGCCUCGGACACGCUGUCAGCCGAGGUGCGGACCCGGGUGGGUUAUGUGCGCCAGGAGCUCAAGCCGGAGCGCCUCCAGCCGCGCAUCGACCGGCUACCGGAGAUCCCGGUGAGGGUGGAGCCCACAUCUCUGCCGGCCGCACCCGAGGACGCGACAGAGGCCCCCAGGGCCCCCGCGGUGGCGGAGCCAGACGCGCCGGGGCCCGAGCGCCAGGAGUCAGCUCAUCACGCCGAGGAGCUGCCCAGGAGGCGGCGACCGGAGCGCCAGGAGUCAGCGGAUCAACCCGAGGAGGCUGCGCGGAGGCGGCGGCCCGAGCGGCAGGAGUCUGCGGAGCACGAGGCGGCACACAGCCUUACCCUGGGCCGCUACGAGCAGAUGGAGCGGCGGCGCGAGCGGCGUGAGCGGCGGUUGGAGCGGCAGGAGUCCAGCGAGCAGGAGAUGCCCACCAGAGGAGAUCUAGCCAAGGGGAAGGCCACCUUGGCUGACAUUGUGGAGCAGCUGCAGGAGAAAGAGGCAAGUCCAGGGCUCCCUGCUGGGCCGUCGCUGCCUCAGCCUCGCGAGCUUCCCCCCGGCCGCCUGCCCAAUGGACUUGAGCCGCCGGAGCGGACACCUCGGCCGGACCGGCCACGGGCGCGGGACCGUCCCAAGCCGCGACGGCGGCCGCGGCCCCGCGAGGGUGGUGAGGGCGGGGGAAGCCGGCGCUCCCGCUCCGCCCCCGCCCAAGGUGGCUCCGCCCCCGCGCCUCCGCCCCCGCCCACCCAUACAGUGCAGCACGAGGGCUUCCUGCUGCGCAAGCGCGAGCUGGACGCCAACCGCAAGUCUUCCAACCGGUCCUGGGUGAGCCUGUACUGCGUGCUCAGCAAGGGGGAGCUGGGCUUCUACAAGGACUCCAAGGGACCGGCAUCAGGGGGCACACAUGGUGGGGAGCCACUACUCAGCCUGCACAAGGCCACCAGCGAGGUCGCCAGUGACUACAAGAAAAAGAAACACGUCUUCAAGCUCCAGACCCAAGAUGGCAGCGAGUUUUUGCUCCAAGCUAAAGAUGAGGAGGAGAUGAACGGCUGGCUGGAGGCGGUGGCUGCCUCGGUGGCCGAACACGCAGAGAUAGCCCGUUGGGGCCAGACGCUACCCACCACGUCGUCCACAGACGAGGGCAACCCCAAGCGGGAGGCAGGGGAGCGCAGGGCCAGUGGGCGCCGGAAGUGAUUCCCCCAGCCCAGGACUUGACAAGUCUCCUGCCCCUCCUCUCCACUACGUGGGCACAAAGACACUUUCUCUUCUGCAGGGGCUGGAGCCCCUAGUUCCAACACUGCGGACUUGGCAUGAUGGGCACUGGAAAGGAGGGGGCUUCUCCUGCACCCCCAAAAAGUGGCGGAGGGAGAGCUGCCCAAUAGCCAUAUCUCGGCCCCUUCCCGCUGGUCACCUCCACCCCAGGUGCUGGGGCUCCAUUAUUUUUAUGCAAUAACUGAGCUUAGGGGGGGCGGGGUGGGGGCUAGUUGAGCCAAGUCCCCUGUCCCGACCCCCAGAUUCUGCACCAAGAAGCUGGGGCGGUGGGGGCAAUAAUUCCUGCCCCCCUCUCCACCAGAGGGUUGGGAACGGGGGCGCUGGUGAGGUCCCCUGGACCGUCCAGGGUGCUAGGGGGUGGGGAGGGGACGCCUCCUCCCCGCCUUUACCUCACUUCCAAAGCUGCCUUGAACUUUGUCUGGGAGGGAGGAAUGUGGGAGGCCCUAGCCCCCCACACUCCGCCGCCUCAGAGCCAUGCGGUUAAUUACUGACUUAGUUUAUUUUUGCAAAACGUCAACCUCCUCCUCCCCUGCCCCGCAUCCGCGAAGGCUUUAAAUGGGAGGGAGCGUCAAAGCUCAAAACUGUCUUCCUCUCUCCUCUCCCCUCCAUCUGUAAAUGCCCUUUUAUGAGGGGUGGGGCGAGGGGGAGCCCUCCCCCUGCAUGCUUCUGGCUGGAGCACCUCCCUGGGGGUUGGGUGAACGGGUUGUGGGCAGCCAGGAGAAGCCACUGGGGCCUGAGGGUGUGGGGCGGUGUGACGGGCGCACACUGUAAGUACCUAUAAUAAAUCUUUUGGCUUUGACGGUCUGUGAUGGUUGGUUCUCUUUUUAUCGGCCGCGCCAGGAUUGGGGGAAGGCUGUAGGCGGGACCGCGGGUGCGGAGAAUAUCUAAAUGGCUCCUGUGGUGUGGACUGAAUUCGGGGUCCAAGCACAGGGUCCCGGACGAGGCACCUAGAUGCCAUACCUAAAUAGGAGACCCUGGAAGGGAUGGGGAAGUGUUUUGUUAACCCGCAGCAGCUAAGCUUCCCUAGAGUAGCCGCCGGGUCCGCCCCGUCCGAGCCAGUAGAGAAAGGCCCUUUAAGGAGGCGGGCAUAUUAGCUGUGACGAGCGAGGGCACUAUCCAAUCGCCGGCGGCUCCAGGGCCCACCGA
Molecule: messenger RNA, 11592 nt
Organism: Loxodonta africana (African savanna elephant)
Lineage: Eukaryota; Metazoa; Chordata; Mammalia; Proboscidea; Elephantidae
Gene: SPTBN4
Product: spectrin beta, non-erythrocytic 4
Exons: 35
Coding region: 2683-10368 (2561 amino acids)
Biological process (GO): actin cytoskeleton organization; central nervous system projection neuron axonogenesis
Cellular component (GO): cortical actin cytoskeleton; spectrin; cell projection
Molecular function (GO): structural constituent of cytoskeleton; phospholipid binding; actin filament binding
Source: RefSeq, a predicted model, not a curated record